Lindgomyces ingoldianus is the source of this 1197-nucleotide messenger RNA. Its product is annotated as heme peroxidase. Bases 1 to 1197 code for a protein of 398 amino acids. Gene Ontology annotation, biological process: hydrogen peroxide catabolic process; cellular response to oxidative stress; response to reactive oxygen species. The transcript is spliced from 2 exons. The record is from RefSeq and is a predicted model, not a curated record. Gene Ontology annotation, molecular function: heme binding; peroxidase activity. NCBI's taxonomy places the organism in Eukaryota, Fungi, Ascomycota, Dothideomycetes, Pleosporales, Lindgomycetaceae.
AUGAAAUCUCUUCUCUUCCUCUCUGGAUAUGCCCUCAUCACAUACCUACCUUCCUCGAUCGCCUACCCGGGCAUGAAGGAUUCUCUUUCUGACCUCCACCGCGCCGCCAAUGUCCCUCGCGCAGACGCAAAACAAUUGAUUGGCGAUCUCAAAACGCUCAAAGAUACUCAACUAACUACCAUCGGCAAAGAUAUCAAAGCCAUCAUCCUUGGGACAAAAGAUGCCCGCUCCAAUACCAUCGACACCUCAGUCCCGCCUGGUACUGUCGACAGCGCCGCAUGCAAAGCCGACCUGUGCUGCGUCUGGAAAUGGAUUUCGUAUGAAAUGACUGCGCGGUUUAACGGCACCUCUGGACGUUGCACAAAACUUGCGAGAGGCGCUGUAAGGCUCGGUUUCCAUGAUGCCGCUGUUUGGAGUAAUACGACGACUUAUGGCGGCGCAGAUGGGAGUAUUUUGCUCACGGACGAAAUUAGUCGGAGUGAUAAUAACGGGCUGAGUGCGAUUGGGGAUCAGAUGAAGACCUGGUAUAACAAAUAUCAUCAAUAUGGUGUCAGCAUGGCCGACCUGAUCCAGAUGGGCGCCAACAUCGCAACAGUUGUCUGCCCACUUGGCCCACGCAUCCGGUCCUUCGUCGGCCGCAAAGACAAUGCAAAAGCUGGCCCCACUGCCCUGAUCCCCGAUGUUGCUGACUCCGCGGAUAAAAUCAUCAAGCUGUUCGCAGCGAAGACAAUUGAUGUGCAUGAUCUGGUGGCACUAGUAGGUGCACACACUACCUCCCAGCAGCAUUUUGUGGAUACGAGUAGAGAUGGCGAUCCGCAGGAUAGUACACCGGGAGUGUGGGAUGUGGCAUUUUAUGGGCAGACGACGGGGAGUCCGCCACCCAGGGUGCUUAAGUUUGCGAGUGAUGUUAAAUUGAGCCAGGAUACGAGGGCGAAGACUGAGUGGCAGCAGUUUAUCGGCGCCCAGUCGCAUUGGAAUGAGGAUUACGCAAAAGCAUACACCCGACUUUCCCUUCUCGGCGUAAAUAACAUCAACGAUUUGAAAGAGUGCACGCAAGUGCUUCCGCCAGAACGCACGGCCUUUGUGAAUGAAGAUCAGGUGGUGCUGGAUAUGUGGUUGCAGGGCCAGUUUAAUCAGUUGAAUAACAUGGUCGAUGAUGCGAUUAUGUUGACAGGGAUUAUUACAACAAAUCCGUAG